AUGCCCAUAACCGACAAAACCUACAGGCUUUUGCUAAGUUCAGGCCUUACUGCCGGUGGUCUAGGCCUGGCUUGGCUCUUUAUGAAGAUGAUUGUACCAUCUAAAGAACAAAUGUUAAAGGUAACGGCUCACUGAAGCCUUUGGAGAAACAGUAACAUAAAUUAGGUUAUGUCAUAAAUUAGCUAAGCUUUAUAAAAUGUAUUGAGUUUUUAAAGCUUUGCACCAUUGAUACAGAAAUGCGAGCAACUGGUUGGCCCAUCUUUUUUGCUAAUUUACUAUAACCUUCCACGGCUCUCAGGUCAUGUAUAGUUCCUUUUAUAAGAUUAUGUUAUCUUAAGCCACAGCUGUAUAUCUGAAUGGGCUAUUGCAUAUUAGUAUAUACACUCUCAGUGAUCUUGGUGAUUUAAGCAAUCUGAUUGGUUCGCUAUCUCGGACUAUUCAACAAUAUUCACCUCCUAGCGAGUGGAUAAUGUGUGAGCUCGGUGUUUUUCCCAUUUUUUUAGAGAACGAUCUUUUAAAAGUCGACAAAAUCCUAGGGCUGACUUUUUUUAAGGCAAGAAAAGACUUGGAAGGAUUCAAUACGGCGUUUUUCAAUUUACUGUAGCAGGAGUUUUGUGCUCGAUGGAUUGUUUUACAACUCCCGUGUAUUCGCGUAGAAGAAGCCGUUUCGUAAACUCAGCGUUUUCUAAGAAGAAAAUUUUGGCUCAAAAAUCGAAGUUUAUUUAUGACAAACAAAUUUAAAAGGAAAUGUUUGCAGAAAUUCUACAUUUCAAGUAAACAGGAAAAAGAAUGAUACAGGAAGACGACCUCUUACCUCGAGCAACCGAGCCGCCAUUUUUGUCAGCACUUCAUGCGAAGAACGAUACAACAAACCCUUUUGGCUAUAAACUUGGCGAGUCAACAGAAAACAACACAGCUCUACUUUUCUUCUCAGAUAAGGAAACAGUUCAAACUUUUAGCGGUUCCAUUGAAGCCAUUACGCUGUUGUUUGCGAAAUGAUAAACUUGUGAAUUGCCAUGUUUGAAAAUUCUGCAAAGAUCUAUUUUUAAACUUACGCGUGAUUUGAUCUGUCAAUCAAAUCGUACUUUUGAAUGGUUUCCUUUCUGAUUUUGUUGAGAUCACUUCGUGUGUAUAUACUAAAACAAUUAUUCUUUUCAAUCUCGGUGAAUAGUGGCUUUGGGAAUAUUUACCUCGCCGCUUCCGCGGCUCGGUAAAUAUUUUGCCACUAUUCACCUCGAUUUCAAAGAAUAAUUGUUAAAUAUCCCUACCCCCCUGCCCCCCACCCCCACCCCCCCACCGCCGUUGAGGAGCUACCUUUUCUUCUUGCCCCUGCCCCUGAAGAUUAAUUAAAAUCGCAUUCAUAUGAGUCUACCCCUUGUCAAAAAUUUGUCAACCCCUGAAGAAUAUCACGGGUCUACCCCUGUAGAAUUUCAUGAAAAUUAAAAUUUCACCCACAAAGUAUUCCAUAUUUUGUUUACUCUACCCCUUAAGAAAUUCUCGAUUUUUAUAACAUAUUGGUUCUCAAUUGACCAAUGAGUAAGUAAGUUUAUUUCAAUUUCAGUCAUAUGUUUCACCCAAACAUUAACAAGUAAUUGUUAAGGCCAUCCUCUUUUUUUCUUCAUUUACUGUUGAAUGCGUUUCCUGAUAUCGGGUCGGUCGGUCGGAUUGAAAAAAAAAAACCUAAAAAAAAAUUCACAAGAAGUCUCGGAAUAGUAGGCCCUGGUACCGCAGGACAACGUUAAAAGUUAACAUUCACAUAUUCGGAUUAACAAAAUGUACAAUAUACUGUGAAAAAUGUUCAUGUUUUUGUUCCUGUUUUUCUCUAUGCUGUUACUAUGCUCAUUUUUCAGAUUAAAAGAAUUAUUUCAAGUGAAAAAUGGUGUAACUAUGUCAUUGCUUUUUUUUUUCUUUUUGAAAAUGGCAAAAAUUUGGGUUGGUUGGAUGACGGUAAAUGGAGAAAAAAAGAGGAUCGCCUAACUAUUAAUUCAUAUUUUGAUUUUGUUUAGAACCUUCCAGAUGAGGAAAGUUCUCCAGAGGCAUUAGCUGCUGCAAAUAGGAGAACUGAACAGUUUUUAACAGUUCUUGAUGAAAAUAUGAAAUCUAAAAAACCUGUGUGGCAGGUUAUGGGAACCGAGGAAGUAGAGCAGCGGCAAAAAAGGAGAAAAGAACUUUUGAAAAGAAGAGAUGCCCUGUUAAAGCAAAGAGAAUCUAAAGAAAAUGAAUGACUUGCUUGGAUUUUUAAACAAGGAACAGUUACAUCAACCUCACUGUUCAGAAGAUAAUUUGAUACAUACUGUUAGCAUCUUGAGUGUCUAACAUAUUUUGUCAGAGUUUAUUUCAAAACCAGGAAACUACAAUCAAAACUGAUACAUCUGGAUUCUUUGUAGGCUGUCCACAGACAAAUUUUGUGAGUGCAUGAAGGAAGCGAGCACAGAGCAGAAGGAAAAACAAAAAGAUACUGUUUUCUCAUUUACCCAUCCAUCCCCACCCCUUGGUCUUAGACUAGCAGUCAAUAAAUCCUGCCUGGUUUUAUUUUCAUAUGCACUCAACAAUCUUUAACAAUGUUUUCUCAAACAAAGAUAUGCCAUAUGCCAAAUUAUUUGUUGCUGCUUAUAAUUUAGCAGACCAUUUCUUAGUACAAAAAAAAGCUAACUUCCACAGAAUCAAGUGUCC
This is a messenger RNA of Porites lobata, 2673 nucleotides long. The record is from the annotation of a GenBank genome assembly. Lineage: Eukaryota; Metazoa; Cnidaria; Anthozoa; Scleractinia; Poritidae.